This is a messenger RNA of Lolium rigidum, 1832 nucleotides long. RefSeq lists its product as uncharacterized. Gene Ontology annotation, biological process: recombinational repair. The transcript has 7 exons. The record is from RefSeq and is a predicted model, not a curated record. NCBI's taxonomy places the organism in Eukaryota, Viridiplantae, Streptophyta, Magnoliopsida, Poales, Poaceae. The coding region runs from base 1 to 1740 and encodes 579 amino acids.
AUGGCGGCCCAACUGCCAAGCGCAGCCGCCUCCGCAAAAGAGGCCGCCGCGUGGGCGGACGCGCUGGACGUCGACGACUCCGACCUCCACCACAACCUCCCUUCCUCCUCCGUCCCGCUCCGCCCCUCCACCACCUCUCACCACCGCCCUCCCCACCGGCGCAUCCCCGGGCCCGCCUCCGCCGUCCAGGACGCGAUGCGCCUCCGCUCCCCCUUUUCUUCCGUCCCCGCGGUUCGCGCAGACGGCCAGGCCGCGGACACCGACUUCCAGCUCGACUCGUGGCUCCGGGCGCUACAGGACCUCGGUGAUGCCCGCGGGUGGAAGCAGCCAGGCAUCGGGAAGAUCCGAGUCGACCGGGCGUUAGAUCGAGCGUGUCGGGUCGUGGGGAUGGUGACAAUGUGCACACCAAAUGGAUUCGGCGAUCUCAUGCUGAAUAUGAAGGACCCAUCUGGUACUAUUGAUGCAUCAGUUCACAAGAAAGUUCUCUCAAAUGAAAACAUUUCCAAGGGUUUAUCAGUUGGGUCUGUCAUUAUUCUCAAACAGGUCGCUGUUCUUCGCCCAUCUAACACAGUGUGCUAUCUGAAUGUUACCCAGAAAAAUAUUGAAAAGGUACUGAAAAAGGACAGUGUCACCCCAUGUAAGCAAGUAGCUCCAUCAAGUAAUUCUGAAAGGCAAAGCCAACAGCCUGGCCAAGGAGAUAGCAUGGAAAGGGAAGCUGGAGCUGAAACAUCUGAUGGAAUGACAUCGAUCCUCAGUAAGAUCUCGAGGACCAAGGAGAGUCCGAUGGCCGAGUUACUUUCUGAUAAUGGUGUUAACAGUAGUAUUUUGAGAAGGAACAAAGAUACUCAUGGUGUACAAAAUCACCAUGAGAAACUGUUCGAGCAAAUGGAUUUAAGUUCUCAAAUACAGAAUUCACCAGGCUCCAGUUCCAGUCAGCGGCUGCAGAAGAUUAUUCACAGCAUGAAUCCAGCUAAUUGCCAGGUUAAACAAGGAGGAAGUGCACCCAAAUGUGGAAUAAGCAGUGAAGCUCAAAGGUCAACUGAUGACGUAAUGAGGAAACUCAUAGGUGUUGAUACAAUGAAGCCCGUUAGCAAGGAUAUAACUGUUGCUGAGGGAUCUCGUCAUAAUCGUGGAACACCUGAUGCAAGCAUGGAUGCCGAUGCUAGGUGUAGGUCAGAAAAUCCUCAGGAGAUUGGACUUCAAAAGAUGGUAGAAGGCCACUCCCUCGGGCAUGUAUCAAACAGCAACAGGGAUGAGCGCCAGCAGCAAAACCCAAGUGCAAAUACAAGAUGUUCACAAUCUAUUUUAGGUGAAAGCUCAGUCAUGGGUCCAAGCACAGAUUCUACCCAAGCUUCUUGUACUGGAAACCUGAGGCGACUCUCUGAUGAUGAAUGGAUGCACCCUAGUCGGAAAAAACAAAAGAGUGAUGCAAUAGUUUCUGAUGGCAAUGGUGCAAAAAUGAAUGACAACAUUAACACUUCAAGCAUGGACAAUAGUCUGAACAUAGGUCUGGAUGAUAUAACAGAAGGUUUCCAUGGCAAUCACAGUUCGAUCAGGAAAUUCGAGCAUCAGCAAAAGGACCUCCAUGCUGCAAGUGCGGGUACUCUCCAGCCAACUCAAGAAAAUUGCUCUAUAUCUGCCACCAGUGGAACAUCGCUCUCCAAUCAUAAGAUGGUUUCAGUUGCUCCUGUAGCAGAAUGGACUGAUGAGCAGCUUUCUGAACUUUUUGCUGACUACUGACAUCGGGGGUGCAUAUUUCAUCUAGUGGUUGGCUAGUUUUGUAAUCAUCUCAAGGGUGUGACAAAGCUAUGCAGAACUCACACAGUUUUACG